AGCAAAAUUGUGAACAGUGAAAACGAAUUUCUCUUGUUUUUCCCGUUAAAAGGGAAUACUUUUGUGCGUUACCAUAUAAUUUCCAUCUCUUUCUUGUAAUGUACAUGGCAGUCUUACUUCCUUUUUCUCUUUUUCUGAAACUUAUCAUUUCAUACUUUUCUCUCCAUUGAAGUAGGUUUUGGAAGAGAAAGAGUGAGUGAGACAAUGUCUACUUCCGACCGUUUCAUGGAUACUGUGUUUUCUUGGUCACUUGAAGACAUUUUCAAUGACAAUCUGUACAAAAAUCAGGUGAAGAAGAUUCCUGAAUCAUUCGAUUCAGCUCUGCAUUAUUUUGGGUCCUAUUCAUUUCCUUUAUUAGAGGAAACUCGUGCAAAGGUGCAGUCGAGUAUGGAAACCAUUGACAGAGCACCAUUUGCUGAAGUGGUUGCUUUUAAUGAAUCCAAGUCCAAGUUUGAUGAAACAUGGAUAUAUAAUAUCAAGGUUGAUGAGUGGCGAAACAGGUUCAGCGAACGUGGAAAGGAACCAUACAAAACUUUGCCUGGGGAUCUUUUUGUCUUAGCAGAUGCGAAACCCGAAACUGUUUCUGAUUUACAAAGGGUAGGGAGGUCAUGGACUUUUGUAUCGGUCACUAACAUCACGGAAAAUAAAAUCUCAGAAAAUAAGAGAGAAGAUGAAUUUAAUGAUGAGAUAAUAGAGACUGAAAUAAAAGAGUUUAAAGUCAAGGCAUCAAAAAGGUUUCAAGUCAACGAUAACAAGAGCACUCCGGCAUCAGUAUUUGUUGUUUUCCUUGUGAAUUUGAUCACUAAUAGCAGAAUAUGGGCAGCAUUGCACAUGUUUGGAAACCUGAAGAUUAUCAAGGAUGUUUUGUGCACUCAUUCUGUGGCUCAGGAAAACUAUCCUCCCUCGUAUGAAAUGAAUGCUGACAUUCGGGAUAAGCUGUUAUUUGAGUGUUCAUCUUCUGGAUUGAAUGAGUCACAAACUGGGGCAGUUUUGGCCUGUCUUGAAAUGCUGUUUUGUGAUUCCAAGUCGUCUACUUUGCAACUUAUAUGGGGUCCACCUGGGACAGGGAAAACUAAAUCCACCGCUACUCUGCUAUUGACCCUGUUAAGGAUGAAUUGUAGGACUCUUGUUUGUGCCCCAACAAAUGUUGCAGUAACUGAAGUAGCUUCUCAUCUUGUAGAGAUGGUGACUGAAGCAGAGUCCAGUGCUUUGUUUUGUCCUCUGGGAAAAAUUCUUUUAUUUGGGAAUAAAGAGGGACUCAAAGUUGGUUCUGAUAUUGAAGAUAUAUAUUUGGAUCACCGUGUUGAAAGUCUUUUCGAAUGCCUGGGGCCGGUGACAGGUUGGAGUAGUUGCUCUUCUUCCAUGAUUGGACUUCUUGAGGAUUGUGUUUCACAUUACCAUAUUUUCUUGGAAAAUGAGUUAGCCAAAGAGAAAAAACAAAACGGUGAUGGUGAACUGGUGAGGAAAGGUUGCGGAAGUGAGACCGAAGUUAGCAAGGGGAAGGGCAAAUCGUUUCUUGAAUUUUUCAGAGAGAGAUUUGUUCCUACUGCAUUACCCUUAAAAUGUUGUAUUGCUACCUUCUGUACCCAUAUAAGCCAAGAUUACAUUUCGGCACAAAAUUUCCAAGACAUGAUUUCGCUUUUAGGGUUAGUUGAUUCCUUUGGACUACUAUUGUUGCAAGGUAAUGUUGAUUCUGAAGUAUUGGAAGAGCUUUUCUCUCGUUCAGAAGUUGAAGAUGUGCCAGAGCCAGUAGGCGACACAUUUCAUCUGUACAUGAAGAGACGAAAGUGCCUUUCAGUAUUACGUACUCUUCAGAAUUCGAUUAGAGGACUUGACCUUCCAGAUGUCAGGAACGAAAAAUCUGUAAUGGAGUUCUGUUUGCAAAGAGCUUCCUUAAUAUUUUGCACUGCAUCCAGUUCGUUUAAACUGCAUAGAGUGGAAAUGGAGCCACUGACUGUUGUUGUUAUCGAUGAGGCUGCACAAUUGAAGGAGUGCGAGUCAACGAUACCACUGCAACUUCCAGGUGUGAAGCAUGCCGUUCUUGUUGGUGAUGAAUGUCAGUUACCAGCUAUGGUGAAAAGCAAUGUGUCCUAUGAAGCUGGUUUUGGUAGAAGCUUGUUUGAGAGGCUGAGCUCAAUGGGUCACUCUAAACACCUUCUAAACAUGCAAUACAGAAUGCAUCCAUCAAUAAGUUCCUUCCCAAAUUCAAGUUUCUACUAUAACCAGAUCCUGGAUGCUCCUAAUGUUAAAAGGAGAAGCCAUGAGAAACACUUUCUUCCAGGGUCAAUGUUCGGUCCUUAUUCUUUUAUUAAUGUAAUUGAUGGAAGAGAGGAGAAGGACGAGGAUGGACAUAGUCCAAAGAAUAUGGUAGAGGUUGCAAUUGCUUUGAAAAUACUGCAGAAUUUGUACAAAAAAUGGGAUGUUUCAAAAGAGAAGCUCAGUAUUGGUGUAAUUUCUCCUUAUGCAGCUCAAGUAGCUGCACUUCAGGAUAAACUUGGACAGAAGUACGAUAAGCUUGAUGGCUUUAAAGUGAAGGUGAACACAGUUGAUGGGUUCCAGGGUGGGGAAGAGGACAUAAUUAUCAUGUCCACUGUGCGAUCCAAUCAACAUCACUCACUCGGUUUUAUAUCGAAUCCACAAAGAGUUAAUGUUGCUCUUACUAGGGCUCGGCACUGCCUUUGGAUUUUGGGAAAUGAAAGAACUCUUUGUGGUAGCGAAUCUGUUUGGGAGGAUUUGGUCCUUGAUGCCCAGAAUCGGCGGUGUUUCUUUAAAGCUGAUGAAGACAAGGAUAUGGCCAAGGCCAUAUUAGAGGCGAAGAAAGAGUUAGACCAGUUUGAUGAUUUGCUUAAUGCUGACAGCUUACUUUUCAGAAGUUCUAGAUGGAAGGUACUUUUCAGUGAUAAUUUUCUGAAGUCGUUCAGAAAACUUAAGUCAAUUCAGUUGAAGAAGUCCGUGCUAAAUCUUCUACUGAAGCUUUCCGGUGGAUGGAGACCUAAAAAGAAAAAUGUCCAGACUAGUUCUGGCUCAUCAUCAAUCUUGAGGCAAUAUAAAGUUGGAGGUCUAUAUAUUGUUUGCACAAUUGACAUUGCAAAGGAGUUGAAAUACAUUCAAGUAUUAAAGGUUUGGGACAUAUUGCCCCUAGAGGACAUCCCAAAAUUGGUAAAUCGUUUGGCUAGUAUUUUCAAGAGAUAUACAGAUGAUUUUAUCAAUCGCUGCAAUGAGAAAUGUCUUGAGGGUAACUUGGAAGUUCCGAAGUGCUGGCCAACCUCUUUGGAUGUGCCUCGGUUUAAAGAUCUUAGUGCCGCUGAAACCGAUAGUGAUUUUGUUGGUGAUGCUUCGGAUGGUAGAAGUUAUGUUGAGAAUUCACAGGUCAGCGAGAGUUUGUUGCUCAUGAAGUUUUAUGCCUUGUCAUCCGGUGUAGUGAAUCACUUGCUGUCUGACCGUGAGGGUAAAGAGUUGGAUCUUCCAUUUGAAGUAACUGACCAGGAAAUGGAGAUUAUCCUUUAUCAUAAAAGUACCUUUAUAGUUGGACGGUCAGGAACAGGGAAGACAACAGUUUUAACCAUGAAAUUAUUCCAAAAUGAACAAUGUCACCAUUUGGCAGAGAAAGGAUGCGGUAGUAGUUCAAAUAGCAUGGCUGAGCCGAGUUCUUCGGCUACUCAGGGGAGAACUCUACACCAGCUUUUUGUUACCGUGAGUCCUAAGCUAUGUUUUGCCAUAAAACAACAUGUUCUACACUUGAAAAGAUUUGCAUGUGGUGGAAGUGAUUCCACCGAGAAAGUUUCGAUUGAUAUGGCUGAUUUUGAUGAGGAGGAAUUUCAAUUCAAGGAUAUCAAGGAUUCAUUUCAGGAUAUUCCGCCCGAUUCUUACCCUCUUGUGAUAACAUUUCAUAAGUUCUUGAUGAUGCUUGAUGGAACACUGACUAACUCAUACUUUGAAAGAUUCCUCGAUCCAACAACACUCACUCACGGUCAAUUGAGAAGCUCAAGAUCGGUUGCAUUGCAGGCCUUCAUCAGGACAAAGGAGGUUAAUUAUGAGAGGUUCAGUUCAUCUUACUGGCCCCAUUUUAAUAUGCAGUUAACAAAGCAGCUUGAUGCUUCAAGAGUCUUUACGGAGAUUAUAUCUCAUAUUAAAGGUGGUUUAGGAGCCAUAGAAGCAGUUGAUGGCCGACUCGGGAGGGAGGAUUAUGUUCAACUGUCAGAGGGCAGGGUUUCCAAUUUAAGCAAGCAAAAGAGAGAAGUAAUCUACGACAUAUUUCAGGCUUACGAAAAAAUGAAGCUGGAAAGUCGUGAAUUUGAUUUGGCUGAUUUUGUCAUUGAUCUUCACCGUCGGAUCAGGCACGAAAAAUUUGUGGGUGAUCAAAUGGAUUUUGUCUAUAUUGAUGAAGUUCAAGAUCUCACCAUGAGCCAAAUUGCUCUGUUCAAGCAUAUGUGCAACAAUGUCGAAGACGGUUUUGUUUUUUCUGGUGAUACGGCACAGACCAUUGCCAGGGGAAUUGAUUUUCGGUUCCAAGAUAUACGACAUCUGUUCUACAAGAAGUUUGUAUUGGAAUCAAGAGGCAAUAAGCAUCAGGAAAGAAAAGAAAAGGGGCAAAUCUCAGAAAUAUUUCACUUGACUCAGAACUUCCGUACGCAUGCUGGCGUUCUGAAAUUAUCACAGAGCAUUGUCGAACUACUUUAUCGUUUUUUCCCUCUAUCUAUAGAUAUUUUAAAACCUGAAACCAGUCUGAUAUAUGGGGAAGCUCCGGUACUGCUUGAAUCCGGAGAAGAUGAAAAUGCAAUCAUCAGAAUUUUUGGAAAUAGUGGAAUUGAUAAUUCUAACAUAGUUGGCUUCGGAGCAGAGCAAGUUAUUUUGGUCCGUGAUGUUGGUGCUCAGAAAGAAAUUUUCAAAAUCGUUGGGAAGCAGGCUCUUGUCCUGACCAUAGUGGAAUGCAAGGGGCUUGAAUUCCAGGAUGUACUCUUGUACAAUUUUUUUGGAUCAUCGCCACUUAAAAAUCAAUGGAGGGUGAUAUAUGAUUACAUGAAGGAGCAAGAUUUACUUGACUCAACAUUGCCUCAACGAUUUCCAAGUUUCAGCGAAGCUAAACACAACAUCUUAUGCUCUGAACUGAAGCAAUUAUAUGUUGCUGUUACUCGGACGAGACAAAGAUUAUGGUUUUGCGAGAAUGUAGAAGAGCUCUCCAAGCCCAUGUUUGACUACUGGAAGAAGAAAUGUCUUGUACAGGUUAGACAACUGGACGAUUCCCUUGCACAGGCAAUGCAAGUUGCUAGUAGUCCUGAGGAGUGGAAAUCACGAGGCAUUAAGCUCUAUCAUGAACAUAACUACGAAAUGGCCACAAUGUGCUUUGAAAGAGCUGGUGAUACUUAUUGGGAAAGGAGGUCCAAAGCUGCUGGCCUUAAAGCUAUCGCUGAUCGAAUGCGGACUUCAAAUCCUUCAGAGGCCAAUACCAUUCUUAAGGAAGCUGCCGAGAUAUUUGAUGCUAUAGGCAAGGCAGAUUCCGCAGCUAGAUGUUUUUCUGAUUUGGGAGAGUAUGAAAGAGCAGCUAGGAUUUAUUUGGAUAAAUGUGGUGAUUUGGAAAGAGCUGGGGAAUGUUUUUCUCUAGCAGGAUGCUAUCAAGAUGCUGCGGAUGUGUAUGCUAAGGGCAAUUUUUUCUCCGAGUGUCUAUCUGUUUGUGCCAAAGGAAAGCUAUUUGAAAUGGGUCUGAAAUACAUAAAAUAUUGGAAGCAGCAUCCAAUAAAAGACUCUGCUGUGGCUCGAAGGGGAGAAGGAAUGGAUGAAAUUGAGCAGGCAUUUCUUGAGAGCUGUGCACUUCACUAUAACAAGUUGAAAGAUAACAGAUCCAUGAUGAAUUUUGUUAGAGCUUUUCAUUCUAUAAUUUCAAUGCGAAACUUUUUGAAGGAACACGCUGGUCUUGAUGAGCUUCUUUUGUUGGAAGAAGGAUUUGGAAACUAUCUUGAGGCAGCAGAAAUCGCAAAACUAAAAGGUGAUAUUAUACUUGAAGCUGAUUUCCUUGAAAAGGCUGGCAAGUUCAGAGAGGCAUCAUUGCAUAUUCUAUUCUAUGUGCUUGCCAACUCUCUUUGGUCAUAUGGCAGCAAGGGAUGGCCCGUAAAGCAGUUUUCACAAAAGGAGGAGCUUUUAUCAAAAGCCAAGUCAUGUGCUAAGAACGAGACAGAAAGCUUUUAUGAGUUUGUUUGCACUGAGGUUGAAGUUUUGUUAAAUGAGCAGAGUAACUUGUUUGUGUUGAAAAAUCACAUGAAUGCUUGCCAGAGACACAGUAGUGUUGGAGGUGAAAUUUUAUCUUCUCAAAAAAUACUGGAUGCACAUCUUUCUUCAAGCGCUGAUAAGUAUGUGUGGGAGGAAAUGUUGGUUGAUGAUCUGAUAAAGUGUUCAGCAAACGGAAUAUCUGAAAAUCAAGUUUCCAUGGACUCGUUGAUUUACUUCUGGAAUUUUUGGAAGGAUAAAAUUGCUCACAUAUUUGAAUAUCUCAGAUGCCUCGAAACCCAGGAAGUUAGUGAAUACAAAAGUUAUGGAGAGUUUUGUUUGAAUUACUUAGGAGUUUGGAGAAUGUAUCAUAAUCUGAGUCCAGUCUAUGUUUUGCUGAUUCCUGAUGCUGAUUGGGUUUGUGGUUUGAACAAAGAUAUUUUAGAAAUCAAGGGAAAUUGGUCUCCAUUGAUGCUCACCAGCUUGCUUCAGCCGCCAGGAAUUAUUGGAGUUCAGAAUUGCUCUCUGUUGGCAUGAAGGUUUUGGACAAGCUCGAAAAGCUCUACAAGUUUCCCAUCAAGAAUGCUGACUCAGUGUUCUGUCGAAGCAGGUGUCUUACCUAUAUCUGUGAGGUCUCAGUAUAUCUUUUGCAAUCAAAAUGUUUGACCUUAAGGUAUCAUGAUGCUG
Malus domestica (apple) is the source of this 6888-nucleotide messenger RNA. RefSeq lists its product as uncharacterized. Lineage: Eukaryota; Viridiplantae; Streptophyta; Magnoliopsida; Rosales; Rosaceae. The record is from RefSeq and is a predicted model, not a curated record. Gene Ontology annotation, molecular function: protein binding; helicase activity; ATP binding.